AUGGGAAUGGUGCGAGGACUUGGUUGUGAGCAUGAAAUUAAUCUAGCGAAAUUCAGAAGUAAUCUAGUUUUAUUCCGAUGCGUGGAGGAAUAUCUAGAUUUGAGGACAAAAAUUUUUCUGGUAAUGAUGUUUUGUUAUUAUUUAUUUAUUUGUUUAUUGCUUUUUUUUGAAAUUCAGUGUGAAAAUGUAAAUUUUGCAAAUAAUGUUAUUUAUGCAAUAAACUGUGGUGGUUUUUACCAUAAAGAUAUUCAUGGUGUUGAAUAUGAAGAAGAUACGGAGCAAACUGUUGGAACAACUUCUGAUUAUGGUCUUCAGUUAAAUAUUUUACGAACCGAUCCUUUUGAUGCUGUUUUAUAUCAAACUGAGAGGUAUCAUACGGAUAGUUUCACUUACGAACUACCUUUACCGAAAGAAGAUGGAGAAUAUACAUUAGUUUUAAAAUUCUGUGAAGUUUACUUUCGAGCUGCGGGUAAAAAGGUUUUCGAUGUGCUUCUUAAUGGUGAAAUUAUUAUUCCAAAUCUUGAUAUAUUCAAUGAAGCUAAGGGGACGGGAAUUGCUUAUGAUCGUUUAAUUGGUUUUUAUGUACUUUUUUUACGAAAAAAAUUUUUGAAAAAACUAGGUAACCGUGAUAAUCCGAAAAUUAACGCUUUUUAUCUUUAUCGAGGUCCCAAAACUGAUAUACCGAAAAUUGUUGAUGAGGAUUUCACAGAAAUGAGUGAAGGAAAAGAUCUGAUAGAAGAAGAAGAAGAAAUUGAAAAGCCUAUUUAUAUUGGUGAACCAACCGUGAAAGAUCCAUAUGCGGAUCAAGACACAGCUCAACUGCUUAUACCCUUUCUCAUUGCAUUUGCUUGCUUUUUCCCCAUUGUAUAUUGUCUUUGCAAGAUCUAA
This is a messenger RNA of Dracunculus medinensis (Guinea worm), 888 nucleotides long. The record is from the annotation of a GenBank genome assembly. NCBI's taxonomy places the organism in Eukaryota, Metazoa, Nematoda, Chromadorea, Rhabditida, Dracunculidae.